UCGCGUCGGCGCUUUGUUGGACGUCGAAGUAAAACCGGCAAUUCGGCAGUCGCUGUAAGCACAUGACAUGGUUUGGCGUGAGGCAUCGCGACGCUCGUCUGGUAGACCGUCGGUGUAUAAAUAAUAUCGUAGAUUUCGAACAGACUACGUUAUACAGGAUCAAUAGUGCGCUUGGGUGCAAGUUCGCCACGGGGGAAAUAGUGCAAGUGGUGCAGUGCACGCUUUUCGGGGUGGUAUGCUUGAAAACAAGAAGUUGAUGCCACUAGAGAACAUACUCUACACACGUAGUAGCGUUGACCAAUUGGGGCAUCUUUUGAGCUGAAGAUCCUCUCUGUCCAUCUCGCAAUAUUCCUUUGGCUCUUUUUUUCAAGAAUGCCACCCCUGGUCAGGUGAUGGACGGGAUCCAGCCCAGCUCUAACCGGUGACGGGCAGCCAGGAAUGUUCAUCCCCGAUACACUGCGCAGCUGCAUGGUGGAACCCGAUGUUUCGUCGUAUCUGCAGACGCCGUCCUCGGGACAGCAGGACGAGUUCCAUCCUUUCAUCGAGGCAUUGCUUCCCUUUGUCAAGUCAUUUGCCUACACGUGGUUCAACCUUCAGGCAGCUAAAAGAAAAUAUUAUAAAAAACAUGAAAAACGAAUGUCGAUGGAAGAAGAACGACAGUGUAAGGAGGCACUUCAGAACGAGAAGGCCGAAGUUAAACAGAAAUGGGCAUCGAGGCUCUUGGGAAAACUUCGAAAGGAUAUUACACAGGAAUGCAGAGAAGACUUCGUGCUCAGCAUUACGGGAAAGAGGCCGGCAACCUGCGUUCUGAGCAAUCCGGAUCAGAAAGGGAAAAUGCGACGGAUCGAUUGUCUCAGACAGGCAGAUAAGGUCUGGCGAUUGGAUCUGGUGAUGGUGAUACUUUUCAAGGCGAUACCUCUCGAGAGCACAGACGGAGAGAGGCUUGAAAAGAGUCCUGAUUGUUCUCAGCCAGGAUUAUGUGUGAAUCCAUAUCAUAUAAACGUCUCUGUACGGGAAUUGGAUCUCUACUUAGCGAAUUUCAUCAAUUGUCAUGAAUUAUUAAUUAGAGAUGGACUGUUUUUCUCUAACAAUAAGAAGGACGAUGAUCGGAAAAACAAAGUUGCAGGAUACACCCACAAUCCUUACAACGGUGUUAUAGUUAAUGAAAUAAUAAUAGCAACUGGAGUGUUUUCGUCAGAGGAACUGUGGAAAUUAUCAAAAUCGUCGAUUCUCCACGAAUUGUCCGACCCUCAGCCCAACGUCAACAGUGUUAAAUUAGAGCACCCUUCUUAUUACUCCAACAACUACAAUGAAGGUCCUGUAGUGGACAGAUCAACAUCGGUUGAUGCUAUGGUCGUCUCUGCUGCCUAUUCCAUGUCCCAAAAUACCACGUUAGUGUCUUCCAGUUCUCAAGCGAGUCCAAGUCAUUUAUUUUAUCAGCACAGUCCGGAUUCGCAUCAGCACCACCAAAAUCAGGUUAAAUAUCAGGAAAAUGGCCACGAUACACUCACCGACUUCGUGACUUACGUUUGCCAAGAAACGGAGAACGAUCAGAACAGCCAGAUGCAGACGAACCUGUCGAGGAGCCCAAAGCCGCAGUACUUCCCUUCCACCAUGUUGCCGCCGCCGCCGCUGCCCCCGAUGGCGAGGCCGGUCGCCCUCAUUCGAUCCACAGUCGACGCGACCAUGAGCGGUACAAAUUCACCACCCGCCAGCAUCACGCCACCCUGUAGCGAGACGUCGGCGGCGGACGACGUCCCCGACAUCAGCUCCUCUCCGCCACUGAGUCCCGGAAGGCACGACAGGAGAAAGUCGCCGACGCAGAGGAACUCAGUGCCGCCGACGAGUCCCUAUUCUCCGAACAGGGACUACUUCAACCAUUUCCACGGCCAACCGGGACAUAUUUUCAGUUACCCCAAUAUGGGAGGAAUGACUGGUGUUAUCAGUCCUACCAACCUCAGUAUGUACAGUCCGACAGUACCCUGUUCGAGAAGUACUCCUCGUACGAGCAUACCACGAUGGAACACCCCACUAUUUACCCUUGAUCAAGAGGACUUCAACAUGAUCGCUCAUCAAGCUAACACAGAACCAAACGCCAUAAUACUGAUGGAAGACGGUACAACGGCUACCAGCACGUCUGAACAUGCUAGUCAGUGUUGCACAAGUGCGAAUCUGUUAAGUGAUGCGGAUAGGUUUUUCCAGGCCAGUGAUUUAGAGACCUCGACAUCCAGAGAGAAUGAUCAGUUAUCGACACCGACGUCACCUUAGUAAUGUAUUCACAACGAUCAAUUAACUGCCUUAAGCGGCUUUAUUGCCAAUUUGAGUGUGAUUAUUAAGUUGGAUUUUGAUAUUUUUUAGCGCGUUUUCGUGCGUAUGGGGGCUGCUCAAAUAGUUUAGUUGAGAGAGGGGGGAGGGGAGGUAAGGAUAGAAAACCCCUAUCGUUGUUUUUGAUCAUGAUUCGGAAGAUAACUGCUUGAAAACUUAGGAUCUAGCAGCGCCACACUCGACGCAAAACUGUGCACUUCUAGAUCCUAAAUUCAACUCCAAUCGACACAAAUCUCCAUGAGACAAUAACAAACAGGAUUUAUCAAAAAGCGACCAUCACCUAGAAGUUUCUUACGAAUCAUCAUCAAAAUACAAACGUUAAAAAUUUCAAAUGUUUCGUUCUCAUCCAGGAAUCUCCUAAAGAAUCUAUAUGUGAAUAAAAGUGAAACUAUUUAGGGACCAAAUUGCAAUGUUGUAAAUUGAAUGAAAAAUUCCUACUUGAUAACAUCUACGAACUUUGAAAUGUACUUCUCUGAAUAUUCUAAAUUAUUGUCGAACUGUCGUUUUAACUCAGACGAUCGAACACUCAACUCAUGAAUUUCAUUACACACAUUCAGUUCAAACAAUUUUAAAAAUGCCACUAAAUAUAGGUGUUUGAAUAGGAAUCAUACAAUUUUAAAUUGAUAUAAUGGCAACACUGUGUAUUAUUUCUUUGACAUUUCUUAUGUCAUUUGUGUUCACUAGGUUAUGUCAUUUGAUCAUGGAAAUAUUGAAGCUUCAACAUUGUUUAGAAAUUGUUUUAUCAAGAUCAAUGCUCAUUUGUGAAUACUGAGACAAAUUUGAGAAGUAUAUAUGGACGAUAUUAUACAGGUAAUCGACUCGUAUUGUUGACAAAUUUGAAAAUGAUUUUUUUUUAUACGACACAAGAACACCAGUACCUAACAAGCCCUGAGCUGUAUUUGGUACCACUUUCAAAAAUGUCUACAAUACCACGAAUGGUGAGUCGAUUAAUUAAAUAAUGUCCUUCAUGCAUUGGAUAACUGUUUAAAUAACCUAACCUAACCUACUAAACACAAAUGACAUAUGAAAUGUCAAAUAAUGAUACACAGUGUUGCCAAUAUAACCAUUUCAAAUAUUAUUCCUCUUAGAAAACCCUUAUCACAUAAUAACAAAAAAAAAAAAACGGUUUUGGUUUAAAGUUUCGACACCUUUGGACCUUUCCAAAAUUCUUUCGAACGCGCACAAUCAGUCAGAAGUGAUGCGAUUCCUGUUUGAAGCGAACGAAACAAAUUAGAUUUAAAAAAAAAAUUAUGUAAUUAUGCAGAAUAGAUGAACAACUGAUCCGAGAUAAGACAGUCCUAAGACGGAUUGAAUUGAAAAUAGACACAGUUUCAGUUGAAUCCGUCUCUAAGGCCACCAUAGGAGCCUUUGAGCUGUCGUGAACUCGGUGAAGUGCAAUAAUUUUUCUGAUUCCGUUCCUAUGUUGGGUAGUAUAUCCAGCGGUGCUUGUCUUCCAUAAUUAUGGCUUGUUUUUUCAAGAACAAGCAGUGAGCUGGGUUUGUGCCUUAGUAUUACAAUAAUAUUGACCCUGUUAACAGUUAUAACAUUAACAUGUUGUAAUCAAGCUUGUUUAAUAAGAUAGAAAGGCUCAAUCGAUUAAUAUAGUGUACCUACAUCUGAGUAAAAUUGAUGCAAUUCUUACCACCACUAAUGUGGUAUCAAAGAGGACUUCGUUUCACUAUCAUUGGUCUGCAAAUAAUGUAGUAAUUUUUUUUUAAAACGCUCCUUUUUGUUGUUACCUUCUACGUAUAUCUUCAGAGCAAGUUAGUCGUGGAUAUUGAAUCUGAGUACUCUCAUAAGAACUGCAUUGAUAUUUAUUGAAAAAAAAUCCACUGUUGAAUACAGAUAAAGGCUGUUACUUCACAUAAACUGAUUGAUUGACUGUUAUCGAGAUAAUCCAAUUUUUUGACUGGUAACAUUUGAAUCCUAUGAAUAUGUAACUCCUUCAUAUUAAGCACUUAUCUUUCACCUAAAACUUUCAGUCAAUCUAUCAAAAACCGUUCUUUAUACGAAAAGGAGUACCUACGUAGAUUAAAAAAUCGAUACAGCUUUUUCUAAGCCUGUCAACUCCAACUGUUGGGGGAAUUCUCAAUAAAAAGAUACAAAUAUAUUUAUGUACUUAUGAUAUUCUUGAUCUUAGAGGGACAAUCGUCAUUUUUUCAAGUAUGUAAAAAUCAAUCUCUAAUCAAACAUAGGUUUUGCUUGGAAAUCUGAUGAAUUGUAUUUAAAUGUGGGUUCUUUUUCAUCAGAACCUACAUUCAAUUCAAGUUGCCCUCCAAUUAUCAUUAAAAAAAUGUCGAACGAAUUCUACUGUGAUUGUUAGGUCAAAAGCCUUCUGUAUAGGUCAGGUCAUGAUAUUUGUCAGGUCAUGCUUCUCUAUUAUUUCAAAAUUUGACAGGUAGUCAGGUGUAGUUUUUUACUAUGCCUUUUCGAGCUUGUUUUUUAGUGUUGUGUAUGGUAUUAUCCGCGAAUAUUCUGAGUAAGGCACAAUUUUCCAUAUGAUCUCAUGAAAUAUUGUGAAUACUGAAACGAUUUUGGCGGAUAUUAGGUAUAUUUUGUUUGUUCAGAUUCUUUAUAUUGUAUUCUAGCAAUACGUUGGCUCUUGAUUUAAGCCAGAAGAGUCGUUGUUAUAUGGUUGAAAUUAUGUUUUCAAUGUUUGUGUUCGUUGAUUAUGAUAUUUUAUUGAGAAAAUGUGGUAUUCAGAAUCGGAUUAUUUGAUGAGAGGAAAUUUAUUAUUAUUAUUAUAUACCUAUCCUAUAUAUUAUUAUUCUCAUUAUAAAUAAAACUGUAAAUAAAACGACACCUUUGUUACUUAUGCGUAUACUUUUAGAAUCGGGUGAUAUUUAACCAGUGCCAUUGAUAUUGUUGAUUACCUACAUUGUUAGACGUAUAAACGUCAGUAGAGGUUAAAAUUAGUAAGCUUAACCAAAAAUGUAUGAGUUUAAGAUUAAAUCAGAGGGUUUAUUUAAUAA
Harmonia axyridis is the source of this 5297-nucleotide messenger RNA. It is a transcript of the gene NfI, whose product is annotated as nuclear factor 1 B-type. The record is from RefSeq and is a predicted model, not a curated record. NCBI's taxonomy places the organism in Eukaryota, Metazoa, Arthropoda, Insecta, Coleoptera, Coccinellidae. Gene Ontology annotation, molecular function: RNA polymerase II cis-regulatory region sequence-specific DNA binding; DNA-binding transcription factor activity, RNA polymerase II-specific. Gene Ontology annotation, biological process: regulation of transcription by RNA polymerase II. The transcript is spliced from 10 exons. The coding region runs from base 439 to 2268 and encodes 609 amino acids. Gene Ontology annotation, cellular component: nucleus.